AUGGGCCUGAAGAAGAAGAAGUUAACGGAAGGGCAGACCCGGCUCUACAUUACUAGAGGUCAAGCAAUUAAAAAACUACAAAUUUCGCUCAAGGAAUUCCAAAGGCUAUGUAUAUUAAAGGGUGUCUAUCCAAGGGACGUGGCCAGAGGAGGGGCUUUUGCCACGAAGGGAGUCAAUCGGGCGCAUAUAAAAUCUAACAAAUUGUACUAUCACAUCGCAGAUAUAACAUAUCUAGCUUCGGGGGAUCUUUUGAACAAGUUGAGGGAGAUGAGGAUAUUCGUUAGGAAGCGAAAGAAGCUGGAGCACAAAAAGCAGUUGUACGACGCCAAGAAGAUGGGGGAUAGGAAGCCAGUUUAUCCCCUUAAACAGAUCGUCAAGGAACGCCAUCCCACUCUCACUCACGCGAUACAACACUUAGACGAUGCCCUCACGACACUCGCCGCCAUUGCUGGUAUUACGGGUAUACCUGGAGAUGAGAAAGCAAGGGUGCCAGCAGUAGUGGUGCGCAAAUGUUUCAAGAUAAUCAACGACUUCUAUUCUCUAAUCGUAUAUCUUCAGGCUCUAAAAUGCGGAUUUAUCUCAAUCAAGGGUUACUACUUCCAAGCGAAGCUACUCAACAUUCCAGUGACAUGGCUAAUUCCCCACGAAUUCCCACAAGAUUUGCCAAGGGAAGUAGAUUUUAAAGUCAUGCUAACCUUCGUGGAAUACUACCAAGUGCUUGUUACCCUGGUGACUGAGAAGAUGUAUUCUUUGUGUGGAUUAGCCUAUCCGCCGAAGCAAAAAUUUGAAAGUUUAGGUUUUAUCGGCUCAGAAAUGGAACGCGAUAUGGCCGUAGAGCCAGAGGUUCUUCCCGGUAAAGGCAUCUUUGCAGGGCUAACUUUCUACAUACACAGAGAAGUCCCACUAAUACCUAUUGCGUUGGCAUUAAUGGGAUCUGGGGCUCAUGUUGGAUUUCAGGGUCAAAACUCGCCAUUUAACGAGGAUUACCAGGGCAUAACCCACCGAGUUGUGGAUCGGCCAAUGAAAAGCUUAAACUCACAACCAAACACAGAGUUGGUGCAGCCACAAUACGUAUUUGACUCACUGAAUUUGCAGCAAUUGUUGCCUGUUAGAAAUUACUCACCCGACGCUAAAUUGCCCCCUCACAUUUCGCCGUUUGAGGAGAAGGAAAAUGAUGAUAUUCUGGAAAUUGAUCCUCUAUCCAAGAGCAUGCUGCCAAAGAAAUAUAGAAGAUUGGUGUCCAAAGUUGAACACAGGCAGCAGCGUGCGUCUGCAUCUAACGAUAUUAAAAUUGGCUAA
Babesia microti strain RI is the source of this 1299-nucleotide messenger RNA. Its product is annotated as PES1, NOP7, pescadillo. Gene Ontology annotation, molecular function: RNA binding. The record is from RefSeq and is a predicted model, not a curated record. Bases 1 to 1299 code for a protein of 432 amino acids. Gene Ontology annotation, cellular component: nucleolus; PeBoW complex. Gene Ontology annotation, biological process: maturation of LSU-rRNA from tricistronic rRNA transcript (SSU-rRNA, 5.8S rRNA, LSU-rRNA); ribosome biogenesis. The transcript is spliced from 5 exons. Lineage: Eukaryota; Apicomplexa; Aconoidasida; Piroplasmida; Babesiidae.